AUGGAUAUAUGUGGAAAUGUUUUGGUUUCUAAAGACAUACUCAAUUUUGCGCUCAAAUGUCUAUAUUGUGAAACAGAUAUAGAAGAAUGGGACGCCUUUGUUAAUCAUAUACAAAGUUUGCACAACACAAACUAUGAAGAGCCUUGUAUAGAUCCACUAGUGGAAUUGGAUUAUAAAGAAAACAUCGUAGUUGGAUUGAUAAAAGAUGAAACUAUGACUGAAAUCGACACAACUGAAUUUGCGGGUAAUGACUCCGAUAUGAAAAUGGAAUUGCAGUCAGAUGGAGAAUUUGUUAAAUCCGAGCAUGACGACUCUACCGCCUCGGAUGUGGACCAAAGUCAAGAUAAUGAUGCAAAUUAUGUUGACACCGAUACAGAUUCCCCUGAUGAAGAUGGCAAAAAAGAUUUGGCGAACAACAAAAAAUUUAAUCCAACAUUUUAUAGGCGUAACACUAGCACAACUAUUUUCAUUGAACUUUAUAAAAAAGCUACAUGUUUAUGGGAUCCCAGCGAUGAUCAUUAUAACAAUAGUGUAGCACGGGAAAAUUGUCAAAAAGAAAUUAUUGAAGAAAUGAAAAAGCGCUGUCAAGUUAUAUUAACUGAUCAAACAGUGAAAAGUUGCUUCCGCAAAGUGCACAUGCAAUACCAGGCAACACAUCAAGCAAAACAAAAAAAGACAAAGUCGAAAACUAAAAAAUUACCAGGUAUUGUGAUGGAUUAUUAUCAAAAAUGUUCCUUUUUGUCUGUGGCGAAAGACGAUCUUGUCAAAGAAGUAGAGGAGACACCAAUCACAAAUACCAACUUAAGCUUUGCCAAACUAAAUCCGGUAACUGAAACCUUCAUUGAAACAUACGCUCUUUUCCCAGUAUUAUAUAAUACUAAGCAUGAAGAUUAUAAUAACUCCAGUGUCCGUAAACAAACAUACAAGGAAAUGUCAAAUAUUAUUAAAUCUAAACAAACUAUAGAAUUCAGUGAUGACGACAUUUAUAAGGGGAUCUACUACUUACGUCAUUGGUAUUACAAACUAAAAAAUCGCCUUGAGAAAGAUUUAGCAGAAAAAGAUUUAUCAAGUGCAGCUCAAAUUUAUAUGAAAAAAUGUGCUUUUCUACCAACUAGAGCGCCAAAUUUGAAAUUGAAAUGUACGGAAUGUAAUAAAGUUUUCCAAAAUGAGACGACGCGACAAAGUCAUCUCUUUAGGGAGCACAAUAUCGGCGAUUGGCCACACAAAUGCACGGAAUGUGGACGUACUUUUGAAUUCAAAGCAACAUUACUAAUGCAUGAGCAACGCAGUCAUGUGGGAAAGGUACAUAAAUGUGAUUAUUGUGAAAGACGUUUUGCCGUACAAGUGGAUUUGCAGCGACACAUAGGUACGCAUACUGGUCAAAAACCCUUUGUAUGCGAAUUAUGUGGAAAAGCCUUUCGCAGUAAGACACAAUUGGGUUAUCACUCAGACGCCAUACAUACGAAAACAAGAGCUUACAAGUGUACAAUGUGCCCGAAAGACUUCUUGAAAGCACGCGAUUUGAAAGAUCACAUAAAGGCUCAUCUUAAUAUACGCGAUAAAAUAUGUGAAACAUGUGGCAAAGGAUUUACCAAUUGCCAUUCACUCAUACGACAUAGACAAAUACAUUCCGAAAUUAAAAAAUUCGCUUGUAAAUUAUGUGAAGCGAAAUUUCAUCAAUUUGUUGGAUUAAACUCACAUAUGAAAAGGACGCAUGGCAUAGUUAAAAGUCAACAAAAGUCCUAAAAUUAACUGACGUCGGAACUUCAUUUUAACAUGAAAAAAUGCGAAACAAAGUUAUGCCCAGAUUCAAUGAAUUCAUUUUUGAAGUGAAUUUAAUAGCGUGCAAUUAGUAACGAGCGUUAAUUAGAAAGUACCAAGCAAUUCAAACGUUAAUAUUGUAACCGAAAUUCAGUUCAUUUUUGUUUAAGAAUGAUAGCCUGUUCAGUUUUAAGGAGUUACCAUUAAUUGAGUUUCGCAAGGAUAUAUGAUUAGCAAUAUUAUUAAUAUUAUAUAUAAAAGCGCUAAAAUU
Bactrocera latifrons is the source of this 2032-nucleotide messenger RNA. RefSeq names its product zinc finger protein 253-like. The transcript has 4 exons. The record is from RefSeq and is a predicted model, not a curated record. Gene Ontology annotation, cellular component: nucleus. The coding region runs from base 1 to 1746 and encodes 581 amino acids. NCBI's taxonomy places the organism in Eukaryota, Metazoa, Arthropoda, Insecta, Diptera, Tephritidae.